Messenger RNA from Botrytis deweyae, 1502 nucleotides. RefSeq lists its product as uncharacterized. The record is from RefSeq and is a predicted model, not a curated record. The transcript is spliced from 2 exons. Lineage: Eukaryota; Fungi; Ascomycota; Leotiomycetes; Helotiales; Sclerotiniaceae. Bases 1 to 1344 code for a protein of 447 amino acids. Gene Ontology annotation, biological process: siderophore biosynthetic process.
AUGGCACCACACAAAUACCCUCUGGUAAAAUUACCACAUCCUUUUUUGACUACAUAUCGAGUAAAUACCAACACGGAAACAACACCAGCUAAACAUACUUUGACAUUGGAUAGUCAGCAACCCACAUCUGUAAAGUCUUUACCUCAACCAUUACAUUCCGAUUCUCUUUCAUGGCUUGAUUUGGUGACCAGGCGCGAAGAGGAGUGUCCCCCUCUAUCUGACAAUACCGCCUGGGGAAGAGCAUGUCGAAGCCCACAAACCACGUUCCAUUGGACUGGAAACAAUGCUCCUACAUUGGGUCAAAUCUGGAAUGUUGUCCACGCAAUAUAUCUCGCCCACCCAACAAUAGAGUAUUUCCGAUUGACUUUGAGUGGCUCCGAGAAGGAGGUUAUCCGAAGCGAGUUGCUAUCUACUGGUUUGGGAAUUGAACACCCAAAACCAUGGCGUUUCUCAAGCGCAGCAAAAACCGCAUCGCCCACCGAAGAAUUGUUGAUUCUCCGAGGUGCAUUCUGGCAAGGAGCUGCCUCACCACUUGGCCCUCGCCCUAUCUGGGUAAUUGGAGAUGGUACCGACGGUCCAGUCCGAGGAUCUCUAGCCCAAUAUCCAGUCAUGCCCGAGAACUACCAACUCACCAUGAAAUUUCCCGAAGAAGCCGUUUACACUCACCACCCAACACGCCGUCCCAAGCCACACCCAGGAUCCAUUUGCUACAGUCGCUAUAUUCCCGAAUUGGACGAGCAUUUCUCUCUCGAAGUGGUUGAUUGGCAAAACGAUGCACAUUUAAAGACCUUCAACACGUGGCAAAAUGAUCCUCGUGUUGCUAAGGGCUGGAACGAAACUGGAACAUUGGACCAGCAUCGUGAGUAUCUACGCAAGUUGAACUUCGAUCCUCACGUGCUGUGUCUAUUUGGACGCUUCAACGAUACCCGCUUCUCCUAUUUUGAGCUCUACUGGGCGAAAGAGGAUCACUAUGGUGCUCACUACAACGCUGGAGAUUAUGAUCGCGGACGCCACUCUCUCGUCGGUGAUGCUUCGUUCCGUGGCCCACAGCGUGUUAACGCCUGGUAUUCAAGCUGUAUCCAUUAUGUAUUCCUCGACGAUCCACGAACUGUGAAUGCAGUUGGUGAGCCCAAAGCAACAGGUGGUACCAUCUUGUCUUACGAGAAUGCCCAAGGUCUUACCAUUGGAAAGUACGUUGAUCUGGGACACAAACGAUCGGUCCAUUCGAUCUGUAGCCGGGAGAAAUGGUUCCAGCUAUGUCCUCUAUUCUGGGAUGGAAGAAAACAGCCAUUGGAAUCUGCAGAUCGAGCAGCGUGGAAUUCGAUUUACGCCCCGAAGUUGUAAGAUCCAAAUAGCUAAGAUGAACUAUUGAGAUGAGAAUGAUCUGUAUAUAUUAGUUGUUGGAGAUGUGUGCGAUUUUAAUCGGGUUCAAAAAGCGAGCAAACCAUGUAAUUUCAAUAAUAAAAGUGAAUUCAAACCAGUGUGCAUUCUUUGUUGAGGCA